Spizellomyces punctatus DAOM BR117 is the source of this 1639-nucleotide messenger RNA. RefSeq lists its product as uncharacterized. The record is from RefSeq and is a predicted model, not a curated record. Gene Ontology annotation, biological process: regulation of DNA-templated transcription; nucleosome assembly. Gene Ontology annotation, cellular component: nucleolus. The coding region runs from base 123 to 1490 and encodes 455 amino acids. Lineage: Eukaryota; Fungi; Chytridiomycota; Chytridiomycetes; Spizellomycetales; Spizellomycetaceae. The transcript is spliced from 4 exons. Gene Ontology annotation, molecular function: DNA binding; histone binding.
CUCAACCAUUUUCUGCAGCACGCUUAGGAUCGCUAAAGAAACGAAAUUCCGCUGGCGGGGUAUGAGACAGGUACCAUAACGAGUCUGCCUCGUGGCAUUCCCGCUUGAUUGUGGUAGCAGGGAUGAACUUUGGAAAGGAUUUCAGCGAGCUCAUGGCUGAGGCUGAUCAGACGACGUCACAAUUGGAACGGGAAAGGCGCGAGCUGGCGAGAAGGAAGGCUGCGGAAGCUGAACGUGAGCGACGUCUGCAAGCCGACGAUGCCAAACGUAAAAAGGAACUUCAAUCGAAACUGAAAUCAUCAGCGUCGUCCAACGGUGCGAAGGAUUCUCGUUCUGCCAGCACAUCCGGCCGAAAAUCAAGAAUAGACGAGCGCAAGAGCCUAGGGGAUGAGAAAAAGAAGAAGCCAGCGGGAGGAUACAAGAGUGAUUUUCUGGAACUUAUGAAAGAAGCCGAGAAAGUAUCCUCGCAGCAUAAGAACCUUCUGGAAAAGGGUGCCUCUCGUAUAGGUCCAGAACAAGUUAUUGAAAAAAAGACUUCAGGCGAGAGACCCAAAACCUCUGCAGACUUACGUCUUGCAAGGGCACGGAGUCGCACCGAGUCGAAAAAUGGGACAGGGAAGCCGGUGAAAGUAGAUAGUUUGAAGACACAGAGAGGAUCAUUGCGAAGCCAGAUAGGCUCACCGAGUGGUAGCGAGGUGGGAAGGCGGUCCGGUGCGCAUGAAAAGGUCUCAUUGACAUCGUCAAAGGCGCGAUUAGACAGUCAGCCCGCUCGGCGUGGAACGUCACCAAACGUGACUUCUCAGGGAGUGUUAAGCAAAAAGAAACCUGAUACCGACAUCAGCUCUGUCCGACGGGGAAGUCCCCAAACUGGUAAUGCCACAAAGAGAACCUUAACAGAUGUUCGCACGAAGGUUGACGUUGCGGGUAAAGCAAGCAUUCGAAAGGAGACCAGUGACUCAAAAUUAUCAUCAACCUACAUGGGAUCUUCUGAGGAAAAGGGCCGACGAGCUGGGGACACUGGAACAAAAGCUAGGAGCAUAACGUCGUCUGCGGUUUCCUCGGAUAGGGUUAGAUCAGCCCCGAGUUCUGUCAAACGUGGACAUGAUAAUGACAGGGACCAAACAAUACGGAAAAGGCAGGACGAUGCGGAGGUUGUGAGCAAGAAGCGCCGGCGAUCUGCGGAUGCUGCUUCGGAUACCAAGUCAGGGGACGGUUUUCGCCGUCCGUACGAUAUAGAUCCCGAUAUACAAGCCCUUCGAUCUGGAAAAACCUCAGUUGGUGAUUUGAUCUGGGGUAUCUUUGGCAGAAACAAGCGAGAAUAUGUCGGGAGGGACGAUCUGGAUGACAGCGACAUGGAGGCCGAUAUGCGUUCCAUUCAGCGAGAGGAAGCUCGAAGUGCGAGAUUAGGAAGACGCGAGGACGAGGACAUUGAACGGCAGGAAGAAGAAGCAGAGAAAAGAAGGCGACUGGGAAAGAAGGCAAAAAAGUAAUUCAUCGCACAUAAUACGGACAUUGCUGGUGUGCAGUAUAUUUGUAAUUAGGGAUGUAUAUUUAUAUCAGAUAUAUUUAAGCAGAGUACAGGCUUCGUUGGGCAGGCAAUCCUUUGUGCAUGCUUUUAAUAAACUUGCAGGCAUCUGUG